This is a messenger RNA of Catharus ustulatus (Swainson's thrush), 1673 nucleotides long. RefSeq names its product receptor accessory protein 4 (gene REEP4). Gene Ontology annotation, molecular function: microtubule binding. The coding region runs from base 266 to 1171 and encodes 301 amino acids. The transcript is spliced from 8 exons. Gene Ontology annotation, cellular component: endoplasmic reticulum tubular network; endoplasmic reticulum membrane; cytoplasmic microtubule. Gene Ontology annotation, biological process: endoplasmic reticulum tubular network organization. The record is from RefSeq and is a predicted model, not a curated record. NCBI's taxonomy places the organism in Eukaryota, Metazoa, Chordata, Aves, Passeriformes, Turdidae.
ACAAUAAUAUUAAAGCGAUAUAUUAAUAUUCAAUAUAUUAGGGGAAUUUUAAACACGACAUUUUUAGGUAAGUUCAGGAUACUCUAUAUUGAUAUUCAAUACAUUUGGGGAAUUUAUAAAAUAUUUUUAUUUUAUAAAGCGGGGACUCACCGCCACAUGUGGGUCUCAUUGUUGCCCUUUUAAGGGCAUUGCCCUUUUAACGGCAUUACCCUUUUAAGAAGAUCCGUUGCCCUUUUAAGAACUGCCGGUGGGGCCCGCGCUGCGCAUGCGCGGUUCGGUUGCUGCGACUUUCAACUGCUCGGAUCCGCUCCCCGCGGGCUCGGGGGGAAUUUGGGACCUUGGGGGGCUCCGGGGGGACACAGCAGCCACCCUCCCACCCGACACUACCCACCCCUUCCUCCCCGGCCGCGCCAUGGUGUCCUGGCUCCUCAGCCGGGUCGUUGAGCUGCUCUUCGGGACGCUCUACCCCGCCUACGCCUCCUACAAGGCGGUGAAGACGAAAAACAUCCGGGAAUAUGUCCGGUGGAUGAUGUACUGGAUCGUCUUCGCUCUCUUCAUGACCACAGAGACCUUCACCGACCUCCUCAUCUCCUGGUUCCCAUUUUACUACGAGGUGAAGAUGGCUUUUGUCAUCUGGCUGCUGUCACCGUACACGCGGGGGGCCAGCCUGCUGUACCGCCGCUUCGUGCACCCCACGCUGGCCCGCAAGGAGAAGGACAUCGACGCCUUCCUGCUCCGUGCCCACGAGCGCAGCUGCGCGGCCGUGCUGCACUUCGGCAAGCGGGGCCUCAACCUGGCGGCCACCGCCGCCGUCCAGGCGGCCACCAAGAGCCAGGGCGCGCUGGCCGGGCGGCUCCGCAGUUUCAGCAUGCAGGACCUGCGCUCGCUGCCCGAGCAGGCGCCCGCGCGCUUCCAGGACCCGCUGUACCUGGAGGAGCAGGAGAGCCUCCAGCAGCCCCUGGGCUACGGGCGGCGCUACGAGAGCGAUUCGGACGAGAUGUGGUCGGACUCGGAGGUUUUCCCCCCGCGCUCCCCGCGCCGCGAUCCCAAAUCCCUGUCCCGCAGCCAGAGCCUGAGAUCCCAGAGGAAGAACCCUGCAAAAGAGGGCUCUUCCCGGGCCCUGCGCAGCCGCAGCGGGAGGAGAGCGGCUCUGUCGGAGCAGGACAGCUGAAAAUCCUGGGAAACUCCUGCCAGGAGAGGAAUUUGCUGCUGUGGGAUCAGGAGGGAGCUGUGGCUGCUGUGUCCCCAGGGUGUCUCUGUGUCCCCAGGGUGGCUCCUGCAGCCCGGGGCAUCCUCGCACUGUAAUUCCCUUCCAUGACCUCUGUGGUGCCUCAAGGAGGGGGGAGCAGCUCAUCCUCCCCUCCCAGACCCCCCCAGCUCGGCGCUGGCGCCUCUCCUGUGGGGUCUGGCCCCUCUUUUUUCCCCCCAUCCUGUGAACACUACACUCUGCUCCUCUCUCAGCCUCUCCUGCUGCCGUGGUGCCUUAUUCCCAAUAUUCCUGUUCCUCUGGAGUGGAGUGGAGUCAGAGCUUUGUCCCUGUGGAGGCAGAGCCCCUGCCCAGCCCCCCCAGACUCAGACCAACACCCCCAUACUUGAACAAACGGCUUUUAACAUUCCCCUCUCCCAAAAAGAGGGUUUUGUGCAUGGAAAAAUAAACGUUAUUUGAGACUUUG